This is a messenger RNA of Debaryomyces hansenii CBS767, 1053 nucleotides long. RefSeq lists its product as uncharacterized. The coding region runs from base 1 to 1053 and encodes 350 amino acids. The record is from RefSeq and is a predicted model, not a curated record. Lineage: Eukaryota; Fungi; Ascomycota; Pichiomycetes; Serinales; Debaryomycetaceae. Gene Ontology annotation, biological process: lipid metabolic process. The transcript has a single exon.
AUGAUGAAUAACCAAUUCCUAAAGUUGUCGCUUAUAAUAUGGCUUCAAGCCUUAUGGCAUUUCAAUUUAAUACUCGGGGGCACUGUUCAAACAUACCUAACUGAUGAUUCACCUGUUCCGCAACCAAUCGAUCACGAAAUAUAUUCAAAUUUAUUCACAUAUGCACAUUUAAUUGACAUUUCGUAUUGCAUUUCCCAAGGGAAAAAGAUAUCGAAACCAUUCAACUGUGAUUUAAAUUGUGAAAAACGUUUCCCCAAUAUGACGUUGGUGCACCAAUGGUGCUUUGCUGAUUCCGUCUGUGGUUAUAUUGCAACAACCUAUCGAAAUAUAUUUUUCAAUAACCGUACUGAUGCCGAAGAAAAUCCAAGAAAAUGUAUAAUAGUGUCAUUAAGAGGAACACGGUCAAUAUUUGACACUUAUAAAGAUCUAAAAGCGAAUAUGGUUAAAUACACAGAGUUGGGCCGUAGCUUACCAAGAUGUGGCAAUGAUUGCAAAGUUCAUCAGGGGUUUUAUGAAUAUUUUCAAUAUACGCUAAAUAAUAUAAAUAGGUAUCUUGAAGAUGAGUUGAGUCAAGAUGAUGAUUAUGAACUUGUUUUUCUAGGUCACUCUAUGGGUGGGUCAAUAAGCUUAUUACUUGCAUUGCAUUAUUUAGAUCUAGGAUAUGACAGGUUGACCUUGGUCACCAUGGGCCAACCAUUAGUUGGUAAUGAAGAUUUUGUACAUUGGGUUGAUAAGGUAACAGGAAGCUCAGUUAAACCGCAACAUAACUCAUUUAAAAGAAAGUACUUCAGGAUUAUUCAUCGAAACGAUAUUAUUACAACUAUUCCCAGGAGUAGGAAUAUAUUUGAAACUUAUUAUCAGUUUGAUAACCAAAUAUAUUUGAAUUGCUCUUCGGCAAAUUAUAUGCCAUCUCCGAAUCAAGUAAUUGAUUGCAUUAAUGGGAAUAAUUUGCAUUGCAUUAGAGGCGAUAUCAGCAAUAAUAUUAAUCGUAACUAUUACGAGAGUCACAAUACAUACUUUAGAAAAUUAGGUUUAUGUGGAAUUAAAUUAUGA